GCUGGGCCCAAGUGCUCUGAUGGGGUAGGAGAGGCUGCGCCUCCUCUUGGAACGCCAAGUGGCUCCCUUCGCUGACCCGAGUGGCGCUGUCCCAUGCGCCAGCCGAUGGCAUCCAUGCGCUUUACCGACGGAAGAGGCUUCGUGGACUGUACUGAAUUACUAUCGCCACAGCCGGCGAAUUCCUCGGGCGUGGACUGGCUGGGUGCGCUCGCGCAUUGCCCCGACUCUUCCUUUCAGUUUGCCUUACCCUGCGGGGCCAGAACGCCGCUUCGGCAUUUGUAAACUGCUUCUUGGCGAAAAGGGGCUGCAGCAGAGCGAGGCUUAGGGAAAAGGCGGGCGAGGGGCUUGCCACCAACUCGGGCUUGGCUGGGAAUGCGAGUGGAGGAGCGCCCCCGCGAGAAGCGACCAGUCGAACCGGGCAGGGGCGCCACUUUCGGGUCACGCGCUGUGCUCUGGCAGUCGCCUCGGUGCAAAGACGCCGCUCUCCUCCUCCCAGCCCCUUUUAAAGUUCUGGUUAGAAACUCCGAAGACGGGAGGGCGCACUUCGGUGACUUCUGCAGCCAUUUUCAGCACGGCACUUCGCCCAACCCCACUUCCUUGUUAAAUGUUUGUAAACAAUGGACGCCGGCAAAGAAUUGCGCCUGUGUGUGGAGAUAGUCAAAGAUCGUCUUUAUUUUGCCAUUCUCUGUCAUAAACCAAAGGGUUGUGGUGCAAGUACACACUAUUUCUGCAUAGAUGGUGAAUUUGUAUACGAGAACUUCUAUGCAGAUUUUGGGCCACUCAACCUAGCAAUGCUUUACAGAUACUGUUGCAAGCUCAAUAAAAAAUUAAAGUCCUUUACAAUGAUAAGAAAGAAGAUAAUUCAUUAUGCUGGUUUUGAUCAGAAAAAACAAGCCAAUGCAGCCUUCCUUAUAGGCUCUUAUGCAAUAAUAUAUCUGAGAGAAUCUCCAGAAACUGUAUAUAGGCAUUUAUUGGCUGGAAAUGUGUCAUAUCUUCCUUUCAGGGAUGCUGCAUUUGGUACUUGCAGUUUUCAUUUAACACUGCUUGACUGUUUUCAUGCAAUAAAUAAGGCUUUGCAGUAUGGCUUCCUUGAUUUCAGUAGUUUCGAUGUAGAAGAAUAUGAGCAUUAUGAGAGGGCAGAAAAUGGAGACUUUAACUGGAUAAUACCAAAUAAAUUCAUUGCCUUCAGUGGACCUCACUCAAGAAGUAGAAUUGAAAAUGGUUACCCACAUCAUGCCCCUGAGGCCUAUUUUCCCUACUUCAAAAAAAAUAAUGUUACCACUAUAAUUCGCCUAAACAGAAGAAUGUAUGAUUCAAAAAGAUUUAAGGAGGCUGGCUUUGAACAUUACGAUCUCUUCUUUGCCGAUGGAAGUAUACCAACUGAUACCAUCGUCAAGACAUUCUUAAAUAUUUGUGAAAAUGCUGAAGGUGCUAUAGCGGUUCAUUGCAAAGCUGGACUUGGCAGAACUGGCACACUUAUAGGCUGUUAUAUUAUGAAGCAUUACAGGAUGACUGCUGCUGAAACCAUUGCCUGGGUUAGAAUGUGCAGACCUGGCUCUGUGAUUGGAUCACAGCAGCACUUCCUGUUAGAGAAACAGUCAGAACUUUGGCUGGAAGGUGAUCUUUUCCGUUCAAAGUUAAGGAGCAACCACAAACUCUCUGUUACAAAAAUUCUUACGGGCGUAGAUGACAUUACAAUUAAUGAUUCCAAAAAUAAGAGAGCCAACAGGAAAGAUUCUGAACCGUACAGUGAUGAAGAUGAAGCAAACACAGUAACACAAGGAGAUAAGCUUCGUGUCCUGAAAAGUAAAAGGCAGGCAAAAGCAAAUUCAGUUCCACUAACUGUAAUUCUGCACUCCAGUAUUCAGAAAAGUAACUCUGAACCUAGCAUUUCUGACAAUGCAGACCUUAGUGAAAGAACUACCAGGUCUACUGCAAGAAAAAGCAGUUUUAAAAGGCGCAGUGGCCUUCAAAAUGGCCGCCGUGCUGAGGAAAGGCUGAAGAAUGGGCUUAUUUCUGAAGGGAGGCCAGCAGGGGGAAGGAUAUCCAUGGACACCCCCACCCCACCCCACCUCCCGCUACUUUGGACAACUCCCCCAGAGGGGUCUGAUGCCUCAGAGGGAAAGAAGAAAAAGGGAUGCUUUACAACACAUGCGCUUAUGCAGUGCUCCUGUCCCACGAACUAGAACAGUACUGCGUUAAGCAAUUGGAACUGAAGAGGAUGCAGGGGGUGUCCAGUCAAUUAAAAAUCAAAGGAAGAGACUCUUUUGGUUUUUUAAAAAUGCAGUGGUCUAACAACAUUUGGUUGGGAAAAUUCUGAAUGCAUUGAAAAGAACUCAAUGAGACCCUGUGUUAAGAUUUUGACUUUUCAAUGCUGGAAGCAUUCUAAAAUGCAAAAGCUGCCUGCGAAGUAGAUUUUAACAUUGGGACUAAACUCUCUUGUUGUUAAGAGAGCGUUCUUUUCUGUAUGAUGCAUGUGUACAAUAUGUGAUGGCAAUCGCUUAGCUUCUGUCCACCACAAAGAAGUGGUUGUGGGGAGUAUUUUAGCUACUUGAUAACUUAACAUGUCAUUCCAGUGUGAUUUCCCUUUCCAAUAGGAGAGAAAAUGGGAAGACACACCUUAUUUGCUCAUUGUGGCUUACAGACAGUACAGUGAAAUAUGGGCAGUACAGCACCAUUUUCACCGCUGCAAGUGUCUAAAACACCACCUGUGGUGUUGCAGAACAGCCCUGUUUCACUGUGACUUACAAUUGUGUGAGUGCAGUUGCACAACACAGCACAUGUUAUUUCCAAUGGGUGUUGCACAGGUGCGCUUGCUAAAUUUUAAGUUGCAGUGCAACAUAGUUGUUCCACAACACCACAGGUGACAUUUUAGAAGCACACAGCAGUGUGGGCACUGCCAAGGCGCCUGUGUCCUGCUGCUCUGUAUGUGAGCCAAUAUUCCUUGCUUGACUAUCCUAAUUUGUAUUAGGAUUCUUACCAAGCUAUAGCUUGUUCCUAAACUACUGGUCACCAAAGAGUGCUUUCUUAUCAUUGUGUUAUUUUCUGAUUUUUCCAAGUAACAUAACUGUCUAAAGUGCUGCUUAUUACUUUUAACACAGCUUCCAUUAGAAUUAAGAUGUACAUGUGCUGCAUUUAAAGCCACUAUCUUCUGAUCAGAUGAUUGUAAAAUUACUGGAAAUAAUAGAGAAGUGAGCAAAAUGCACUAAUCAUGCAGUUUCCCCCCAUGAUAACUCACCUUUCAUGUGCUUAUACCCAACAUCCCUGUGUGCAGAAAGAGUGCUAGAGGGGGAUUUUACAACUCUCUCCCCAAGCCUUUACCAUUGGAAGAAAGGCUAUGAAGGUCUGUUUUAUGCCUUCUUGGUAGCAUCACAUCUCCAAAUAUAAAAGAUUCAGCUGCUGUAGUCUGCAGUAGUCACUUCUCUUGGCUUUUGCCUAAAUUGUUAUAGUUUUAAGGCAUGGAGAGGCAGCAGCAACAGCUCUGCAGUGCAAUUUAGAAAGAGCACUUUGAGUUGUCACUAUUGGUAUUCUUGGCUUUAAAGAACCAGGAAAGGCCACUGCAGGAGCACCUGUUCUGGCAAUAAGUGACAGAGGCAUUGUGUUAGCUGCAUCUGCUGCCUUUCUGUUCUUAAGAAUCAGGAAAUGCAGCACUGCAUAGCUGUAAUGAUGCUGUGUCUGUCUUUCAGCUAAUGCUGUUCUGCCUGUGGGGAAAAAUAACUGCAGCACCUAGAAAGCAGAAUAGCACUUGCUUGUUUACCUAACGGUAAUUGCUGCUGCCUGUGAUGAGAUGCAUGAAUAAUUGUAACUCUGCAUUUAACACUAUCGCUACCCUAAAUCUUGAGCCAGCAAAACUCUGCCACAGAGUUUUAAAGUGGGGUCUACUAGCUACUGGAUAAAUUGAGCAAGUUGCUAACCCAGUUUGAAUUAAAAAGUUGGAAAUCUUGCCCUUCUGGUAGCAGUUGCUGAGAGCUUAACUGUGCUUUCAGAAAUAUUGCAUGGUUUAGCCCUCACACACAGAACUGUGCCACUCAGAGUACAUAUUCAAUAUUGCUUCAUGCUGUUAACCUCCCCACCACCAUCAAACUCCCUUCAUAUAAACUCGUUUAGAAUUCUUAUUCCAGACAGGAUACCUUUUCACGAAUAAGCAGGGACACAUUCAGUUAAGCUGGUUACCCUAUUCUUUUCCUGUAAUUUUCACUACUGUUCAUUGUUUGAACCACUGUACUGCUUCAUACUCUACAGAAUUCCUACACUGAAGUGAUGUUCAUUUAGGAAUCUGCACAAAUCCCACAUGUGAGAGAAUGUUGUGUGCAAUGUACACACAUGCUUGGCUGACACAAUUUGUUUUGACUUCCAGGCCUGUGGAUGCAGACCUUAGAGAGCAACCACACAAAAUUUGUCUGCAGGCCUUCUGUCAUGUAUAAAAUGGUCCUCAAACAAGUAGGAAAUCUGUAGCCAAGUGACUUCAUUACCACAUUUUCUUUUAAAUGUUAUGUCUUUAGGGAAUCUUUUCCGCAUGUAUUCAGUAGUGCAGAGUGCUCCUACAUGUUGCAAAGAAUUCUGGCUUAUGUUCUAGGGUCCAUGCUCAGCUCAUGUGAAAUACUGGCCAUUCAUGAUAGGCCUCACUCUUGGCCCUCCAUGACCGGGAGGAGUGACCUAGAAUAUUCCCAGCACUCUUGCAGGCAUGCACUGCGGGGGAAGAUUUGUUCUCUUCCAGCAACUGCAGGCUUUUACAAAACACCAUUUGAAAAUCACUGCCUUGAAAUGACAGGUUUCCUAAUCUGUAUUCUUGAGCCUGAAGAGUUUUUUUUAAUUUCUGUCUUUACUAUUUUUUUUCAUCAAGUCUCUCACCUUUUCCUUUUAGUGAUACUUCAGUUCUAAACACAUUCAUGCAGCUAUAAUCUCCUUGCUUUUAUUGGUCUCUCCUACAUCAUGCAUGUAAAACUUGAUGUCACAGGAUCAUAAGUGUAUGUAUAUAUGCUAAGGAACCCCAGUUGGGCUAGGGCUCAGCUUAUUGGCUGUGGAAGACACUGUUAAAACAAAUGUUUGCUGUAGUCAUCAGAGUGUAGAGCUGCCCUUAAGAUCAUAGCCCUGUGUUCGUCAUUGUAAGGCCCAGUGGCAGCUCCCAUUGGCCCAAAGUGCAGCUAUCUGACUGUUUAGGCUUGUGCAAAGCUUCAGCUCAAGCCAAAUACUCCACACAGCUCCCUGGCACUGUACAUAGGUGACUGUACUCACCAUCCCGUGCUCUGGGGCUCCUUUAAGGGGAAAGGAGCCCUCUGGAACCCCAAUGCCAUCUUGAAAAGUGCACAUGGAGAACUGAGAAGUGUAGUCCUUCCCAGUGCUUACCUCGAAGAGCUCACUGGGAUAAGCUUUGGGAAGGACUAAACUUCCCAGCAGUCUUUGUACACCUUUUGAGAUGGUGCUGGGGACUGACAGGCCUGUGCAUCUCUGAAAGGCCUUUCCCCUGCCCUGGGAAAAGCACAGCGGUAAAUGGCUCUCACACUGAAAGCUUUUGCCAAAGUGGCACCUCCUUGAAAAAUAGUGUCGAUCAUGGUCAUAGGCUUACUGGUUAACCCCUUCCUAGGCUUAAACUAUUACUAGGGCCUUCAGAUUAAUUUCAGGGCCAUACAUUAAGAACAUAAGUGCAGUUGCUGUACAAGUUUGUAAUAACUUAACAGCCACAGCAGGAUCCCAUACCCUGCCCCCUCACUUAAUACGAUGGUCCCAAUCUUUAUCUCCUGUUGGAGUAUUGGAGUAAUAGAUAAAUAAAUUUAUCUCCUGUUGGAGUAAUAGAGAGGAUACUCCUCGUGGUUUGGAUAGGUAGGUAAGACCUGGAUCUGCCCGAAAUGAAGUCUAAUUAGAAGCUGGUAGCUUCUUCCUUAACAGGUGUUCACAUUAAAGGAAGGAAGAACUAAUGACUGAUAGAAGUAUAUCCUAAUGUAUAUCCUUGAAUUUGCAAUUCAAGGGUAUUUAAGUAAAACUGUACUAUGACUACAUGUCUUUUUUCAGUUAUUUGUGGCCAAAAGCCAAAGGGCUGAGGCCAGUGAAGAAGAGCCACUUUUGAAGAGCCAAUUAUAUUGCAAUUGUGAAAUCAGUUUUUUGGUCACUCAUAGUUCAAAAAUGGAAAACAUGAUGUUGGUCAGGCUAUGCAGACAUCUCAUAUCUUCACCAUAUGGGGUUAAAUCUUCAGUAUCUGCUAAAAAGAUUAAGGUUAUUUAUGUAUGAGUUCUUUAUACUUUGGUAGUUAGAUAAAUAGUACAUAUGGAAAUAAUGCUAGUGGUCUAUGGGAGGAAGAUAACUCAAAAGUAGUCCCAUUGAAAUUAAGGAAAAGUUUGGCAUUGCCUGGGAUUACUUUAAGAUUUUUCUCAUCAGCUAAUAUUUUCACAACAGAGGAAGAUGGGCUAUAUAUAAAUGUUUCAAUUUGCUUUUAACUUAAGUGUAAAGCACUAGUGAACACCAAUUGGAAUAUAUAAUUGGUUUGUCUGCUUACUGCAUUUUGAGGCCAGAGAAGUUACACAUUUGCCUUUAGACCACUGAAGAGUAGAGAUAGUGUAGUGCGUAUUACUUUUAAGGACCUGUUUAGAUACUUCCUUUUUACCAACUCUGGACUUUAGGCUAGAAUUUAAGUAGAAUUUAAGACUACCUGAGCACUUUGUAGCACAGUUAGGACCAAGAUAGAUGAUGGUUUUGUCUUUUACAUUUCUCUUCUAGCAGGUCAUUUAUACAGGACCAAAAUUGUGCCAUCUCACUCUGUGAAGUACUCUGAAUAGGAGUCUGUGUUUUCUGGACUAGUUUUUGUGAAUAAAAUGGGUAUUUCAAAUUAAGUGGGUAAGCAUUCUUGGCUAAAUAAAGACUAUUCUUUUCCGAUAUUAUAAUCGAUCACUCUUGAAAUGACAAAUCCCAUUAAUGUAUUUUGAGCAGUCAGACCAGCCUUAUUACUAAACAAAUGUUUGUCAACAUGCACAUGUGCACACGCGCACAUGCAGAAAAUAGCCAAGCGUAUAGCUUAAAAUUUAAAUUCAGGAGCCAAGCCUGGAGUAGUAUCCAGAGUGGUCCUUUUCCUUACUGCCUCCUCUUCACUGCAACUCCCAGUCUACUAAAAAGCUUCCCUGAGGGUCAAAGGCCCCUUAGCAAUUGGGUCGGGUGUAAAGCAAAUGGCUGGAGGAGAAGGAGGGGGGAAUGUCAGAACAGCUGGAACUUGGGGAGGGGAAUUCCCCUUGCUGCUGCAUCCCAUGUAAAUGGUAAGGAUCCCUUGACCCUCAGGGAUGGUUUUGUGGGUGGGGGCUGCAGCAAAUAAGAGGCAGGAAAAUGCCUUGUGCUAGCACUGUUCUUACUGCCACCCCUUUGUGUAUGGUUCUCAUAAAAACGUUUGCCAAAUGGACUGUAACGUUCAUUUACGUCCAAAGAGCAUUUGCUGAGGAACGUAACACAUUUUGCUUGAGAUUGACAUACACCUGUGAUCUAAUUUUACAGAGUGAAAGGCAUAGGGAUGAUAAAACACAGUCACUCCUUCUUUCAAAUUCACUUAACAGUGAGGUCUGUUUUCAUGACUAAUUUGCAGUGUUAAGAAAUGGGAAAAGCAAUUCUAUUCCAUAUUACUUGAUAUUUGGAAAGCACAUUCUGUUGCCUUGCAGAAUCAUUGUACCAAUUGGGCAGCUAUGUAUUUAAACAGGAAUCUUAAUCAAAAACAGACCUUGGCCAAUUGAAAUAUAUAUUUUAAUGUGUCUGUGUUUAAUGAAGGACCAUUUGGUAACUAACUUAUUAUUUACCAAGAUUAGUAAAUAGUAAAUUCAUGGCCUGGUUAAGCUUGAACCAGACCAGGCCAGUUUAGUUUUGCCCUCCAUCAACGCCCCUCCCCAUUUGGGUCAGUUCGGGGGGGGGGGGUUGAACUUCCUUUAAAAAAAAAAUUACCCCCUUUGAGGGGCUUCUCCGAGGUGGCUAGGGCAGGGUUCGUGGAGGUUCUCCCCCCGCCACCUUCCUUUAUGCAAAAAAAAGAAAAAAAAGAAAAAGAAAUCACCCAGUUCAGGCAGUCUUUGGCCUUUUCUGGGCCUAUUUCUCAGCAGUGGCCAUUUGGGAGGCUGCUACACAUGUGCAGUGGGACCCUGCGUGGCAUGGCAUGGAGACGGGAAACCUCUGAGGUCCCACCACCACUUUGGAGAAGCCCCCUGGAGGAAGUAAGUUAAAAAGGGGUUUUAAAAAAAAAUGGUUCAACAGACUGCCAAACCAGGGAUGGUUCAGAUUCAAACCUGUUUGCACACCCCUACACAGAAGCAAGUCCCACUGAUUUCAUAAGGCAUUCUACCAGCAUUUGUUAUUUAAGUCUGUAUACAUACGUUAUUCCAGAUCAUGUACCUUUUAAAAGAGAAGUGGUGGUGGUAGUAGUACUAAUGUAAACCACUAGUUGAAGACCAAUCAUUUAAAUCAAUUUAUAGCAUAUAUUAGUUGUAGGGCUGGAAAAAUAGUUCAGGUUCAUCUGUUCCACAACCAUUUAAAGCACUAGUCUUGCAUUAGACUGGAAGAAUACACCAGAUUUCUAGGCAAGCUGGUACAUAAAGUACAUUUAACAUUUUCCAAUCUUAAACUAAAGAGGACUUUCAGAAUUCCUUUUCCUUUGCAUCAUUGUGCUUUUGCUAGGCAGCUUAAGUCAACAGCCUUUAAGUUUAUUUUGCCUCCUAAACACAUAUCCAAAUGAAAACUAUUCCAACUUGGUACUGAUUAGCAGUUACAGCUCACUUUUCAAACAAUUUAUAGCAAAGUUGUUUUGCAGUGAUGGUUUUAUCUGCUAUUGUACUUAGAUUGUGCCAUUUAAAAAUUUUAAAAUCUAUGCUCUGGCAGUGUGGGAGGUAAAGAAGUUCUUUUCUGCCCGCAUUGCUUCCGCAAAUUCAUAUCAAGGCAAGUUGUCUAGGAUUGGGACAAGAACUAGUAUGCGUCCCUCCCCUUUGAAUUUGAACCAUCCGUCAUUCACUGUGACAUAGUCAAUGAUUCUUUUCUGUAGAUAAAAUCUUGCAUUUAGGCCAAACUAGGUUCUGGUUACUGCAGAAUCUACUGUGGAGCUGUCCAGCAACUCUUCUUACAGGAUUUGAUUGGAUCACUUUCAGUUUGACAGCUGAGGAUAUGGACAAACUGCUUUAGACUGUAUGUCCUAUAGCCUGUUCUCUUGACCCUUCCCCAACUUGGCUUAUUUCAUCUGGUAACUGUAUCAUGAGAGAGGGUCUGGUAAAUACUAUAAAUACUUCUGAGGGCAGGAUGGUGUUAGACCACUCUUGAAGAAACCUGCAUUGGAUCUCCGAGUUAAUUACAGACCUGUUUCCAAUCUUCCAUGGUUGGACAAGAUGAUUUGAGUGGGUGGUGGUCUCAGACUCAGGCAGUUUGGGAUGAUAGAGACUAUCUAGUCCAAUUUCAAACCAGAUAUUGAGCAGGUUGUGGGGUUGAGACUGCCUUGAUGGGUCUGAUGGAUGAUAUACAAUUGGCUAUUGCUAGAGUGUGACUUUGCUGAUCCUUUUGAUCUCAUUAACCAUGGCCUGAGGGAUUGGGUGGCACUGUUUUACGGUGGUUCAGUUCCUACCUCUCUGGUAGAUUCCAUAUGGUGUCACUUGGAGACUGCUGCUCCGUAAAGAGAGAACUAUGGUAUGGAGUUCCACAAGGCUCCAUAAUGCUGCCAAUGCACUUUAACAUCUACAUGAAGCCACUGGGAGAGAUAAUCAGGCAGUUUGGUGCAGCGUGUUAUCAAUAUGCUGAUGACACCCAGAUAUUUCUCCAUAUUGACCUCAUCAAGAAGUGGCAUAACUUCCCUAAAUGUCUGCCUGGAGGCAGUAAUGGGCUGGAUGAGGGAUAACAAACUUGUUGAAUCUGGUUGAUGGAGGUACUGACUGAGGGGUGGGGGUCAGGACCUAAGAGAUGGUUUAGAUCUGCCUGUUCUGGAUGGAGUUACCCUCCAGCUGAAAAAUCUGGUACGUACCUUGGGCGUGUUCCUGGAUCCAACACACACACUCAUUUCUCAGUUUCAGACAGUGGCCAAGAGCACUUUAUCAGCUACACCCAUUUCUGGUGGUAAAUGACCUUAAAACAGUGGUGCAUAUGCUGGUAAUCUCCAGGCUUGACUACAGUAAUGCACUAUAUUGGGCUGUUUUUGUACAUAGUCCAGAAACUACAGUUGGUACAGAACGUGACAGCCAGACUGGUCUUUGGGACAACCCAAAGGGACCAUGAAACAAUUUUAUAAUACCAAUGUGUUUAUGAGCAAAAUACGAAGUGCUGAUUAUUACCUAAAGCCUUCAAUGGCUUGGGUCUAGAGUUGCUUAUUGAGAUCUGGUGAGGUACAGAUCUCUGUGGCUGCUCCAGGGCUUUGGAAUAUGUUCCCUGUCAAAAUAAGAGCAUAUCCUCCUCUGUUUGCUUUUAGGAAGACCCUCAAGGACCAUCUGUGUGCUCAUGCUUUUAACUGAAAUUAAUUUUAAACUGUUUAAUUGUUUUGGUCCCAUGAAGUUUUAAUUUUUAUAUUCUGUGAAAUUGUUUUGACUUUACUCUGUUUUAUAUUUGUUUUAAAUUGCAUACAUCACAUAUCAGGCAGUAUGUAAAUAUAAAAUUGCCACUUGUAGUCCCCAAAUAUUCUACUGCAGUUUUAUGUGUACUGCCCUGUAAAUAUUUGUACAGACCAUUUGUUCAAAGUAUAUGGUGUAAUCAAUACUGCUCAUCUUUUUGAAGAGUUUGUAAUAUUUUAAAAAUUCAACUUGAAGUUUAUUUUGCUAAAGGUAUUUUAAGGGUAAACUUGAUACUGUUGGAAAUGUAAUUUGAUAGGUAUGUAUUUCUCAUUAAAGCAGUGUAAUUUGAUUAUAUAAAUAUUAACUUGUAAAAACUAUACAAAUAAAAUAUUAUAAAUUGCUUGUA
Messenger RNA from Hemicordylus capensis (graceful crag lizard), 10884 nucleotides. RefSeq names its product cell division cycle 14B (gene CDC14B). Bases 618 to 2186 code for a protein of 522 amino acids. Gene Ontology annotation, molecular function: protein tyrosine/serine/threonine phosphatase activity; protein serine/threonine phosphatase activity. NCBI's taxonomy places the organism in Eukaryota, Metazoa, Chordata, Lepidosauria, Squamata, Cordylidae. The record is from RefSeq and is a predicted model, not a curated record. Gene Ontology annotation, biological process: microtubule cytoskeleton organization; regulation of exit from mitosis; protein dephosphorylation. Gene Ontology annotation, cellular component: spindle pole; centrosome; nucleolus. The transcript is spliced from 16 exons.